UUAGGUGGGAGCAGUCUCGCGCAACUUGCUGAGGUAACAGUCGGUUUGUAGCAACAGAAAAGCCCAUCAUCUGAACAACGGGACGGCGGAGUGAGGCUACUGUCGACCUCCAGUCUUUUUAUAAGGUGGCCAAAUACAACCCAGUUCUUAACAGUUCACACCAACGCACACCCAGAGCAGCAGGAGGAUGGCAGUGAAUGUCUACUCCACCUCUAUGAACAUAGAGAACCUCAGUCGCCAUGACAUGUUGGCAUGGGUUAACGACUCUCUACAGCUCACCUUCACAAGGAUCGAACAGCUUUGUUCAGGUGCUGCCUACUGUCAGUUCAUGGACAUGCUGUUUCCAGGCUGCAUCCUGUUGAAGAAAGUCAAGUUUAAUGCUAAACUGGAACAUGAAUACAUUCACAACUUCAAGGUCUUACAGGCUGCGUUCAAGAGAAUGAAUGUGGACAAGAUCAUCCCUGUGGAGAAACUGGUGAAGGGGAAGUUUCAGGACAACUUUGAGUUCCUCCAGUGGUUUAAGAAGUUCUUCGACGCCAACUACGACGGGAAAGAAUAUGACCCUCUUCAGUCACGACAGGGACAGGAAGGAACGCCGCCUCCUCCAAACCCAGGCCCCAUGAGAACGUCUCCUACAGCACCAAAGAGCGUCCCUGCCCCCCAGAGGCAGAUCAAUGCACCUGUUCGCAGGAACACUCCAGUCACUCGAAAUGGAGGAGACGCUGAGCUCAUAGAGCUCAACCAGCAGCUGCUGGAUAUGAAGCUGACUGUAGACGGACUGGAGAAGGAGAGGGACUUCUACUUCGGAAAGCUAAGAGACAUCGAGCUCAUCUGCCAAGAAAACGAAAACAACCCAAUCCUCGGCAAAAUCAUGGACAUAUUGUAUGCUACAGAGGAGGGUUUCGCGCCACCAGAAGAUGAAGACAUUGACGAAGGAACACGAGGAGACCAGGAGGAGUACUAAAGUCUUCAUCUUCUCUUCAUCACCAUCAGUUUGUCAUCCCCUCCCCUCUCAUUCUUUAAUUGUCAUAAUUGUCAUCACCUUCUCUCCCUUUUGCUCCAUUUAUUUUACUUUUUACACUCUUUGCUUACUUCUCCCAUCUCAUCUGUGGCUGUCCAUAUCCAUGUCGACUUUGCUGAACAGCCUCUUACUAGCAAUGAACACUUAACCCAGACCUGUCAGGACUAGGACUGGCUUGGCUUACUCAAUUUAUUCUAACCUGCUACCAGAGUGGACAGCUGUACUGCUAGUCUGUCUGUGGUUUAAGGUUAAUAGCAAUGAGAUUACAGGGAUCCGGCACUGGCAGCCUGGAGCCAACAGUGCUAUCAAUCUGUCUGUCUGAAGAGGUGGGUCACUUUCUCUCACCGCUCACUACGACUGGUGACCGCACACAGACACUAUACCGUACACCAGGGUUCGCUAAACACUUUAUUUAUGAAAUCACACUACAUUGUUCACACAAUGUGACCAGUUUUCGGAUAUUUCAGAUGGGAAUUUCAUAAGAUUAAAACAUUCAAAGCGUGUUCGGUUCAGUCUAGAGGCCUGCACAUGCACGUUUUACAUAAUACAUAUGAUGACACAUGUGAACUUAUAUAUAACCCACAAACAUAUCCCAGACUUUGAUCAGCUCACAUAUACAAGCAUAAAACAUCAUCAUUCUGAGGUAAAAACUAAAUAAACAAACAUCACAGUGUAUGUACUUUUCAAGUUGUCUUAGCAGAGAGGGUGCUCAUGAAACUGCUUCUUUAUGAGACAGCAUGAUGUAUUUAUGUUUUUAUUUAUUUAUCUUUUUUUAAUCUGCUCUUUACAGUUUCAGAAAAAAAUGUGUGGUUUUGGAUUUGGGGAAAUUGAAGGUCUUGCACUAAAUGUAGCAAAAUGAGAUGACUGAAAUGAUCCAAAAUGCCAAGAUGCAGUGACUGGCUGAAGCCAGAAAGAUACAGGAAGAUGCAAUUUUAUAUUUUAUAGGUUUGUUUUAAAGAGGUUUGUUUUUUAUUUGCAUUGAAUUCCUCAAUGGCCAAGUCAGAGGCAUCAGUGUAAAACAUAUUUAUCAAACGUCAGGCUUUGAAAUUCUAUGAAUGAACAAAUGUAAAAACAUGAGACUACAGACAGACACUACUAAGUACUAAUGUUUGACUGCAUUAAUUGAGUUAAACAUUGUAGCUGCUAUAUUCUUCUUUUGCCGUUUUUCAUUGAGUUUUCAUGUGUUGCAUAGCGUUAAAACGCCACAGUGGCUGCCGAGGAGCUACAGGGGUGGUUUGGAAUUUGACUUUAGACGUACUGGUCAGAGAGAUGAAACAUCAUCUCCUCUCACUGUUGCUGUGGCAGCCUUGUGUUAAACUUGCAUCAUUUGGAGUUACUGCUGGAAUGAAAUAAAGUUCUGAGGUUUAAGAAAAGUAAA
Messenger RNA from Sphaeramia orbicularis (orbiculate cardinalfish), 2399 nucleotides. Its product is annotated as microtubule-associated protein RP/EB family member 3-like. The record is from RefSeq and is a predicted model, not a curated record. The transcript is spliced from 8 exons. Bases 188 to 964 code for a protein of 258 amino acids. Lineage: Eukaryota; Metazoa; Chordata; Actinopteri; Kurtiformes; Apogonidae. Gene Ontology annotation, molecular function: microtubule binding.